Messenger RNA from Ornithodoros turicata, 3143 nucleotides. RefSeq names its product protein IWS1 homolog. The record is from RefSeq and is a predicted model, not a curated record. Gene Ontology annotation, biological process: poly(A)+ mRNA export from nucleus. Lineage: Eukaryota; Metazoa; Arthropoda; Arachnida; Ixodida; Argasidae. The transcript is spliced from 14 exons. Gene Ontology annotation, cellular component: nucleus. The coding region runs from base 99 to 1856 and encodes 585 amino acids.
UACCACACCACCAGUUAGGCCGUUAGGCCGAACUAAUAUGGCCGUUGACUGUCAAUGGAAGUCGUAGCUGGUUGUAGCUGAAUGCACAGAGCAACAAUAUGUCUAAUUCCACUGGUUCAGAUGUUGACGCAGGCAGUGACGACGAACAACCAGGAAACGUAGCAAGCCCGUCUCCUGCAGCAUCUGUAGCUUCAGACGAUGAGAGACAAAGUGACGCUGACUCGGACGACGACAAGUCCGCGGAUAACCGUAGUGAGGACGAAGAAGGCAGUCAACGAGGAAACGCAGAAGAGGGUAAUCAGAUAGAGUCCGACGCAGAAGGUGAUAAUGAAAACUGUGAUGCAGAAGAGGAGAAGGAAGAUAAGGCCUCAGAUAUUCAAAGUCCUCGUUCCAAAGCAGAUGAUGACCAAGAUGGUCGUCACACCUCGAUGUCAGAUCACAGUAAGGGAGAUGAAGGUAUCGCCGAGGAAGAUGAGAAAGAGGUGACGCGAAGCGAUGAGGAACACGAUAAUGAAUCGGCCAAGGGAGACAGUGAUGAUGAAGAUGGACCAAGCAGUCCAAAGAGGGAUUCUGACGACGGGGACAAGAGUGACAAAGAUGACAGCGAUAAUGAAUCAAACGUCGGAGAGCUGAUUGCCAAUAUUUUUGGAGAAAGUGACGAGUCUGACUUUGAGGGUUUUGGACCCGAGGAUCUUGUGAGCCCCAAGAAGAAAGACAAAGGGAAAAAAGCAAAGAAGACAGUGCUCUCUGAUAGUGAAGACGAAGACGACAUCAAAGAGAAGCCGGUUGAUGUAGGUUCAGAUCAGGUGGAGAAGAAAGCAGAGGAUGAUGAGGACAUGCGGAGAGAAGGAGAGGGUGAAGAGGAGGAAGAGAAAGAAGCGGCACCUGCUAGUGCUGCCCCUAGCAGCGCAAAACCUGCCCCAGUCUCUAGUUCGGACGAUGAAAUGGACGACGCACGGAGGUCAAGGAGCGACUUCAUCUCCGAUUUUGACCUCAUGAUGGCAAAGAAGAAGGAAGAGAGUUCACGAAGACGGCGUCGAAGGGAUGUCGACAUCAUCAGCGACACGGAUGACAUUAUUGCCGACAUCAUUAAGGAAAUGAAGAUUGCGGCCGAUGAAGACAAAGAGCUGAACAAGAACAAACAGGCAGCCACCAAGAAGCUCAAAUUUUUACCCGUGGUGGCGUCCCAGCUGAAGAAGAUGGAUCUGAAAAUUGCAUUCCUGGACCAGGGAGUGCUGCACGUGAUGGCAGAGUGGCUGUCCCCACUUCCAGACAAAAGUCUGCCGCACCUCACCAUUCGAGAGUUCAUGCUCAAGCUCCUUGCAGAGUUCCCCCCUUUAGACCAAGGCAUUUUGAAAUCGAGCGGUAUCGGACGGGCGGUCAUGUACCUCUACAAGCAUCCCAAGGAAACCAAGGAGAACCGCGAGAAGGCAGGGAAGCUGAUCAACGAGUGGGCUCGACCCAUCUUCAACCUCAACACAAAUUACUCGUCCAUUUCGAAAGAGGAACGGGAGCAGAAAGAUUUUGAGCGAAUGCCUCAGAAACGAAAGUUAAGGUUGGAAUCUUCUGAUGAACCCCCAUCUAAGAAGGACAUAGAUAAGGCCCUUACGGGAGAAGACAAGUCGCUAAGGCCAGGAGAAAAGGGGUGGGUCGCCAGGGCUAGGGUUCCAAUGCCGUCAACUAAGGAUUACGUCGUUCGGCCAAAGUGGAAUUGUGAUACUGAAUUUGUAAAGAACACCAAGAAGACGGUGACGAGGCUUGACAGGCACAUGAGGCAGUUUCAGGAGCGCAAGAAGAAAGGGAAGAGCACGAGGGCUGUGACGAUCAGCAUAGAGGGCAGACACAUGGCACUCUGAACUUGUGUAUUACCAACCUUGCCGACCAUCUGAGAAUUACAGUUCUACUUGAUACCAUUUUUUUUGUCAAGUACUUGGGGCUUCCUCGUCACGGCCUUGUGUACAGACCACCCAGAAAUGUAGAUAACUGAGUAUGUAUGUAGUGUGAUCCGACAGAACCAAACUUCCUUGUCUUCCUUGUUUUUAAUUUUAUGCAAUGUUUCAAUCAAUGCGUAGUAUAUGUUCAUAUCCAGAGCCUGAAGUUUUCGGGAAAUAGUUUUUACAAAUUCGGGGGAAAUAAACACGUGCUCUAGCUUCCAGUAUGCUAAAUUCGGGGAGAAAUCUGGCUCUAUUAUUCAAACAAAUUGUACAAAAGGUGAUGUAAUUGUGUUUGCUGCCAAACAAGCUAGUGUGCAUUCCUACAGAUGUUUCAGGGAGGGAAAUUUCGCAGAUAAAAAUCCGGUUACACCCUAAAACGUCAGGCUCUAUUUAUAUCUACAGCCUGUAGUUUUGGGGAAAUUUUUUAUUCCAAAUUCGGGGGGGAAAACUCCCACUAUGCUAAAUUCAGGCAGUAAUCGGGCUCUAUUACUCAAACGAGUUGUACUGGUUUGGUACAAACGGUGAUGUCGUUGUGCUUGCUGCCAAACAAGCUAGUGUCUGUUCAUACAGAUGUUUCAGUUUGCCAGGUAAAAACUGGGUUUCACCCUAAAGUGGCAACCUUCAAUUCGGGGUUCAUAUUCGGGGAAGAAUCGGGUUAAACCCUAAAACUUCCGGCUCUAUUUAUAUCCCGUAGGGUAGCUACAAAUUUUGUAGCUGAGAGAAAUUCGGGUGGUAAUUUCUGUGGAAGCCAUGAUCAACUUAUGGAGAGAGAAGGAAAACGUACAGCCAAUGGCAACAUCUGUAUGGCCCUCAAGCGCAGCUUCGUGCACCAAUGUGUCCUUACUGUAAGCCCUGAGGGUAAUUAAAAUAAAUAAGACUCUCAGGACCACUAGAUUUCUGCAGUCAUGCAGUGCUCUGCGCUGUACCUUGGCCAUCCAUGCCUGUUUGCUCCUUUAUGCACUUGUAGAACUUUGACAGGAAGGAAGCUGACCAAAACAGGAGUAUGUCAGUACCAUCAGAUGAGAUGUUGACUUGUUUCGUUCUUUCCUGGUGCUCAAAUGGGGCACCACAAGCUGAACGUCCUUUACCCAAUCUACAUGUCUGUGUCUCACAGCUAUGACUAUUUGAAUGUCUACAGUUCCACAUUUGUGCAGACCACUCGGUUAAUAGGUAGCAACGUUUCCAAAGAAAAUAAAUGACGCAACUCGA